AUGUCAAAGGCGUGGAUCCUUUUGAAUUCAAACCCAGGCACUGCCAAAUCAAGUCCAGGCGGCUUAACCAUUGAACUAUUUUUUGUCACCAAAACAUCAUCCUACUUACAUAGAAAGUCGAUUAACAUUAACAACGGCAACUGUGGCGAUAGGAUCUGUACCAAAACCAACGUUGGCGGCAAGGUGGUCGGUAAAUGUAUGGAAGCGAAAGCUAGUGUAACAGAAGAUGAUGAUUAUAUGACUUUCUGGAGAAACGAAAAUAUGAAAGGUUGCAGAAAGAACAAUGGCAACUGUGGGACAGAUUCGUGUGUGGAGGUGAAGACAUUGAUUGGUGAUGUGUCUGUGAGGUGUGAUGAUGUUGAUUACCAGACCUACAGUACCUUCCCGAGCUAUCGCGGUAGUUUUACAGUUGUCAUCUUUGUUCCAGGAUUUGAUUUCUAA
Helobdella robusta is the source of this 441-nucleotide messenger RNA. RefSeq lists its product as hypothetical. Bases 1 to 441 code for a protein of 146 amino acids. NCBI's taxonomy places the organism in Eukaryota, Metazoa, Annelida, Clitellata, Rhynchobdellida, Glossiphoniidae. The record is from RefSeq and is a predicted model, not a curated record. The transcript is spliced from 3 exons.